Magallana angulata is the source of this 1096-nucleotide messenger RNA. RefSeq lists its product as uncharacterized. Lineage: Eukaryota; Metazoa; Mollusca; Bivalvia; Ostreida; Ostreidae. The transcript is spliced from 2 exons. Gene Ontology annotation, molecular function: protein binding. The coding region runs from base 35 to 1078 and encodes 347 amino acids. The record is from RefSeq and is a predicted model, not a curated record.
AUUACAGUUCAUGAUUCUGUUUUAACAAAACAUCAUGAACAUAAUAAUAUCUUCUCUUUUCUGUUUCUUUUCGUUGUGCGUAAACUGUACUGCAGCUUCGCAAAAAUGGAAUACAUUGGAUGUCGAUGCUAUUCAGAAACUGACCUCGAGGUUAGAUUUUCUGGAACAAAGGUUGACUAGAGAACAUCCUCAUUUUCAUGGUUUUGAAGCAUCAUUAUCCAAUGCAAAGAGUAAUAAAGUUAAAGAGGGAUGGAUUCGCGAUAUGGAAAAUCGAAUUAAGGCUUUGGAAAAUACAAUCAUACAGAAAAAUUGUGAUAAAAAGAUUCAAACUUUGGACAAAACUGUUAAGGAACUCUCAAAACAAAUAAAACAACAAGCCCUAUAUAACGAACGUACAGAGAGACUGGAAGCUAUUGUUCGUGACCAAGAAAAAACUAUUUUCAAAUUAAGAGAGGAAGUAAUGCAAAUUAAGAAACCAGGGCCUGCCAUUGGAGACCUUCUUGUUCAUACAGAAGAUGAAAACGAUAAAGAUGGAAGCAAUGAAAGCAAUCAUCAAAACCGAUUAGGAAUAACGCAGCGUAUUAGAACCAGUAGUUCUUCUUCUGAUCCACGAGCAAUUGUUACAAAUAGAAAAAGACUACUUUUACCCUCUACCAUGCAGCCAGUGGCCACGUCAAGUACUAUAGCCUUCUAUGCUUAUAUUGGAGCAUCUAUUCAAUCUGUCCCAAUUCAGCAUUCUUUGAUUUUUGAUGUCGUUAAAACUAACGUUGGAAACGGCUAUCAUUCCCCAACAGGAGUGUUCAUUGCUCCGGAGACCGGGAUUUAUGUGUUUACCUGGACUAUGAGAGAAUAUAGCAAUUGUCGCCACUCAACUCAGUUGAUGGUAAAUACCUCGGAAAUCGGAAUAAUUCACGUGCACGUUGGUUCCGGUAGUGACUUGGAAGGAACAGGAGUCGUGGUCACACAUGUCAAUGCAGGAGAUGACGUUUACGUUAGAACGCACGCAUCAUGGAAUGACUGUGAUAUUUUUAGCGAUAUGGCAGGAAGGUCUUCUUUCGCUGGCUGGAAAUUGUCUUGAGAACAUUACACAAAUAAA